Hypomesus transpacificus is the source of this 3612-nucleotide messenger RNA. RefSeq names its product NACHT, LRR and PYD domains-containing protein 12-like. The record is from RefSeq and is a predicted model, not a curated record. Bases 110 to 3526 code for a protein of 1138 amino acids. NCBI's taxonomy places the organism in Eukaryota, Metazoa, Chordata, Actinopteri, Osmeriformes, Osmeridae. Gene Ontology annotation, molecular function: protein binding. The transcript is spliced from 10 exons.
GAACAGGAAGCUAAGGAUUUGCACGAAACGAAAGUAAAAAUGGACUCCAGUCUACGUCUAUCGAAUUGCAAACAUAAAAAGUAAAAUAGAACAAAUUAAAAAAGUCAAUAUGGAAAGUUCAGUAGAAGAUCAAGGAUCAGAGAUUGGCACCGCCUCUGAAAUGAGUGUCUCUGGAGAGAGGAAGGACGACACUGCCUCUGAAAUGAGUCUAUCUGGAGAGAGAGAGAAGGACACUGCCUCUGAAAUGAGUGUCUCUAGAGAGAGAGAGGAGGACACUGCCUCUGAAAUGAGUCUAUCUAGAGAGAGGAAGGACGACACUGCCUCUGAAAUGAGUGUCUCUAGAGAGAGAGAGGAGGACACUGCCUCUGAAAUGAGUCUAUCUAGAGAGAGGAAGGACGACACUGCCUCUGAAAUGAGUCUAUCUAGAGAGAGGAAGGACGACACUGCCUCUGAAAUGAGUGUCUCUAGAGAGAGAGAGGAGGACACUGCCUCUGAAAUGAGUCUAUAUGGACCAAGAGAAAAGAGAAGCACUGUCUCCAAAAGAGGUUUAUCUGGGGGAAAUGACAACACAGCCAAAAGGAUCAGACCAGCCUCACCUGCACCCAGCUGUGUGUCUAUGAAGAGUAACAAGUCUAUGACUCCACCUAUCACGUUCAAAGACAUUCCUACUGAACACAGUAUUGAACAGCCGAGACCAGCCUCACCUGUACCCAGCUGUGUGUCCAUGAAGAGUGACAGGUCUAUUGAACCACCUCCACGUUUCAGUUCAGAAGAUGGGCCUUCUAAUGAGGAAGGAUAUCAGCAGGACACACAGUCUGAACAUCUGUCCUCUGUAUUCACGGAGCUUGAUGAGACUGUCAUCACAUAUGUGAAGAACGAGCUGAAAAGGUUCAAGAGUAUUCUGAGUUCAGAUUUCCCAGAAGGCUUAGAGAGUGAGAACCAGGAAGUGGUGGACCCUGAACAUCAGAAGCAGGAGAGCAGUGCCCGAAAGGGAGCUCUGAAGAUCACACUGCACGUCCUGAGGAACAUGAACCAGAAGGAGCUGGCAGACAAACUGGAGAAAAGGGUGCAUCCUCAUCAUAAACUCACACGGAAACUCAAAUCUAAACUGAAAAAGAAGUUUCAAACUGUGUUUGAGGGCUUAGCUAAACAAGGAAAUCCAACGCUUCUCAAAAAGAUCUACACAGAGCUCUACAUCAUCGAGGGUGAGAGUGUAGGGGUCAGUGAUGUACACGAGGUGAGACAGAUUGAGAUGACAUCCAGUAAAGCAGCAAGACUAGAGACAGCCAUCACGUGCAACAACAUCUUUAAACCAUCGGAAGGACAAGACACAUUCAUCAGAACCGUUCUGACAAAAGGUGUCGCUGGCAUCGGAAAAACUGUCUCUGUGUGUAAGUUCAUCCUGGACUGGGCUGAGGGAAUAGCUAAUCAGGAAAUCCAGUUCAUCUUUACACUCCCAUUCAGAGAGCUGAAUUUGAUGAAAGGAGAAGAGCUCAGUCUGAUCGAACUUCUUCAUCGCUUUUCUGAUGAAACAAAAGAAUUGGAAAUCACCUACUACAACAAGAACAAUGUUCUGUUUGUCUUUGAUGGUCUGGAUGAGUGCCAGCUGCCCCUAACCUACAAAAAGAGGUGGUGUGAUGUCACAAAGCCCACCUCAUUGGAUGUGCUGCUGACAAACCUGAUCAGAGGAAACCUGCUUCCAUCUGCUCUCAUCUGGAUAACCACUCGACCUGCAGCAGCCGAUCAGAUACAUUCCCAUUGUGUUGACCUGGUGACAGAGGUACGAGGGUUCAAUGAACCACAGAAGGAUGACUAUAUCAUGAAGAGAUGCAGGGAUAAGAUCCUGGCCGAUAAAAUCAUCUCACACAUCAAGACAUCAAGGAUCCUCUACAUCAUGUGCCACAUACCAGUCUUCUCUUGGAUUACUGUCACAGUCCUUGAACACACGCUGAGCACAGAGAAGAAAGAGAAGAUGCCCAAGACCCUGACUGAGAUGUACACAACCUUCCUGGUGUUACAGACCAAACAGAAGAAAGUGAAGUAUCAGGAGAAAGCUGAGACAGAUCCACAUUGGGAUGAAGAGAGCAUUCAGAGUAUUCUGUCACUGGGAAAACUGGCCUUUGAACAGCUGGAGAAAGGCAACCUGAUUUUCUAUGAAGACGACCUGACAGAGUCCGGUAUUGAUGUCCGUGAUGCCUCUGUGCACUCAGGAGUGUUCACACAGAUCUCCAGAGAGGAGAGUCCAGUCUUCCAGGAGAAGGUGUUCUGCUUCGUCCAUCUGAGCUUCCAGGAGUUCCUGGCUGCUUUGUUUGUGUUUUGGUCUCUUCUUAACAAAAAUGUAAAUCUCAUGUCUGAACCUCAGUUCACCUCAUCCACAUCUGAAAUUGAGCUCUACAAGAGUGCUGUGGACAAGUCCUUGCAGAGUGAGAAAGGACACCUGGACCUUUUCCUCCGCUUCCUCCUGGGCCUCUCACUGGAGUCCAACCUGACACUCUUACGAGGACUUCUGCCUCAGACAAGAACCAUGUCGAGUCGUGAGGAAACAGUCAGGUACAUCAAGAUGAAAAUAGGAGAAAAUCCCUCGCCAGAGAAAUGCAUGAAUCUGUUUCAUUGCCUGAAUGAACUGAAUGAUCAUUCUCUAGUGAAGGAAAUCGAAUACUAUCUGAGGCCAGGAUGUCUCCCAAGCAAGCAAUUGUCAUCUAGACAGUGGUCAGCUUUGGUAUUUGUGUUACUGACUUCAGAAGAGAAGGUGGAUGUAUUCGACCUGAAGAAAUACUCCAGAUCAGAGGAAGGUCUUUUGAGGCUGUUGCCAGUGGUCAAAAUCCGUAGCAUUGCUCUGCUGAAUGACUGUAACCUCUCAGAACGGUGCUGUGAAGCACUAGCCUCGAUUCUCCCCUCCUCAGAUCUGAGAGAACUUGACUUGAGUAACAACAACCUGGGGGAUUCAGGCAUGAAUCUGCUCUCUGCUGGACUGGGGAGUCGUCACUGCAAACUGGAGACACUGAGGCUGUCAUGCUGUCUGAUCACAGAGGAAGGCUGUGCUUCUCUGGCCUCAGCUCUGAGAUCCAACCCCUCCCUCCUGAGAGAACUGGACCUGAGCUACAAUCAUCCAGGAUACUCAGGUGUGAAGCUGCUCUCUGCUGGACUGGAGGAUCCACACUGCAAACUGGAGACACUCAAGCUGAAUGACUGUAACCUCUCAGAACGGUGCUGUGAAGCGCUAGCCUCAAUGCUGCCCUCCUCAGAUCUGAGAGAACUGGACCUGAGUAACAACAACCUGGGGGAUUCAGGCAUUAAGCUGCUGUCUGAUGGACUGGGGAGUCCUCACUGCAAACUGGAGACACUGAGGCUGUCAGGCUGUCUGAUCACAGAGGAAGGCUGUGCUUCUCUGGCCUCAGCUCUGAGAUCCAACCCCUCCCACCUGAGGAAACUGGACCUGAGCUACAAUCAUCCAGGAGACUCAGGUGUGAAGCUGCUCUCUGCUGGACUGGAGGAUCCACACUGCAAACUGGAGACACUUAAGUAAGGGGAGAUCACGUCAAAUACAUUUUCUAAUGACUAAUGCGAGUCAGAUGGCUGAGCGGUGAGGGAGUCGGGCUAGUAAUCAGGAGG